Molecule: messenger RNA, 1165 nt
Organism: Eruca vesicaria subsp. sativa (arugula)
Lineage: Eukaryota; Viridiplantae; Streptophyta; Magnoliopsida; Brassicales; Brassicaceae
Source: the annotation of a GenBank genome assembly
UGGAAACUCAUAAUAUCUUAAAGAUCUCAAAAUAAGCGUUCUUCUAUGGCGGCCUUACUGAUCAGAUCCAUCGCUAGAACCUUUAAACGGUCAUCAGCCGCUUACUCCACAGGUGGUGGUAGAGGUUGCACUUGUACGAGCAAGAAGCUAGAAGGUAAAGUAGCUCUCAUAACCGGUGGUGCAAGCGGGCUUGGGAAAGCCACCGCCAACGAGUUUAUCCAACAUGGUGCUCGAGUCGUGAUCGUCGAUUCUGAUGCGGAAAGCGGGCUUAAAGCCGCUAAGGAGCUAGGAGUUGCGGCUGAGUUUAUGCGCUGCGACGUCACGGUGGAGGAGGAUGUUGCCAGAGUCGUUGAAACGACGGUGGAGCGGCAUGGGAAGCUGGACGUGAUGUAUAACAAUGCAGGGAUCGUGGGACCUACGGCUAGCAUAUCGGAGCUUGAUAUGAAAGAGUUCGAGAAAGUGAUGAGUAUUAACGUUAUUGGCGUUGUCUCUGGCAUUAAACACGCCGCCAAGGUUAUGAUUCCCGCUGGAUCGGGAUGUAUUUUGUGCACUUCAAGCAUAGCAGGUGUGAUUGGAGGGUUGGCCCCACAUUCAUACACAAUAUCCAAAUUCACAAUUCCUGGGAUCGUUAAAUCGGCAGCGAGCGAGCUCUGCGAACAUGGUGUGCGUAUCAACUGUAUCUCACCAGGUACGGUGGCGACGCCGCUCACUCUACGUUACCUUCAAAAAGUUUUUCCCACGGCGACGGAAGAAAAACUCAAGAAAACAGUAAAAGGAAUGGGUGUGUUAAAAGGAGCCGAGUGCGAAGAAGCUGACGUGGCUAGAGCUGCUCUGUAUUUGGCCUCCGACGACGGUAAAUAUGUUACUGGUCAUAACUUGGUCGUUGACGGCGGCAUGACUGCUUUCAAAAUCGCUGGUUUUCAUUUUCCUUCUGAUUCAUGAUAGUUUGAUUUGUGACGACAUGAAUAAGAAGAAAAAAACUAUGAGUAAGAAAGAAGCUAAAAUAAAACAAUUAAAAAAAAUAAAAUUUCGGUUUGGUUAAGUUGGAUUUACUCGAGAUUCAUGGUGCAAAUUGAAUAAACCAAGUAAAAGAACCGUGAUUCACAAACCGAGUAAACCUUACUUAGCAUAGGCAUUAUGCUUUCUAUUAUCCAAUCAACAUUUG